AUGGUUGGCCCCGCGAAACACAAAUCCAAACAGUGUCCCGUUUACUUUGGCCAUCCAUUUCAGUUUUGGAAUGUACGACAACAUUUUGACUUGGCAUCUUCUAUAAAUAUUGACGCUAUGAAAAAGUUAUCAGAUACGAGAAGAGAAAAGCUCAAACUACUAUUACAAGAAGAAGAACAAAGUUUGUUACAAGAACUAUUAAUGAAACAAUCUAUGAAAGAUUGUGAUUAUUGUAAAGAAAGAGAAAAUAAAAUAAAGAAAUACGAAGAAGAGAUAGAAACGGAGAAGAUGAUUGCAUGCAAAAGGGCGUUAGAAAGAGACAAAAUUGCAAAUGGUAUUAUGUGCACUCGAAAAGACAAUAUACAAUUGAGAGCAAUGCAGAAGUUACAAAUGGAAGAGAAGUACAAUAUGGAAAUAGAAGCAGAAAAACUCAAAAACAUUUGGCACCAAGUUCUGAUUAAUGACAUAAAAACAAAGGAAGAGAAAGAAAGGAGAGAAGAAAUGCGAAUAAAAGAUGAAAUGCGUGAACGCAGAAAAGCAUACGAUGAACAGAUAUCUAGUGCGAAUAGAGAGCGACGGGAAACAUUGCAGAAGGAAAGAGAAGAGGAAAACAAAAGAUUAGAGAAGAUAAAGCAGAAAAUGGAACAGGACUACUAUAAUGCUAUGAAACAAAAGAAAGAACAACAAAUGACAAACAGAUUGAAUUUUAUAAAAGGCCACGAGUUAAAAAUAUUACGAUUAAAAAAUGAAAAGAAUAGAGAAAUGGAGAUUGACUUAAAUCAUAUAAAAAUAGCAGAAGAAGAGUUACAAAAAGAGAAGGAGAUUAAAAGGAGACAGAUGAGAAAUUUACAACAACAAAGUUCAAUAUUCGUCGACUACCAUUAUCGAGAAAGAAAUAUGGCGGCGGAAUUAGAACAACAAACUGAUAGGAUUCUACAUGAAAUAAAAACAUUUGAAGAUAAAAGAAAAGAAGAACAUAAGAAACUAGAAGAUGAAACAAGGAAACAUAAAAAAGAAAUAGCUCUUCAAGAAUACAGGCAACAUUUGGAAAACGUGAAUAAACAAAAUAUCGAAGCGAAAUUAGAAAGGAAAAAACAAAUGAAAAGUGUUAAAAGAACAGCGUAUUCUGAAUUACAGAAGAAAUUAAAUAGUGCGAAUGAAGAAUUAAGAAAACAAUUAGAAUAUAGACAUGGUUUAACGGAACAGAUAAAAAAUAAUCACAUUGUUUUGGAAAAUGAACUAAAGGACACAGAACAAAAACAAAAGCCGUUUACGAAGAAACCCAUCACAUUCAGAGAUGCCAUGAGGACCAGAGUAAAUGUUUCGAAGGAAGAAAGCACCACUAACCCGGUUCAUCCAUUUAGAAAAGUGAUUCAAAAUCAUCAAAAAUACAGCCAAUCACUGCCGCAAAUAAUAAGAUAA
Papilio machaon (common yellow swallowtail) is the source of this 1422-nucleotide messenger RNA. Its product is annotated as trichohyalin-like. The record is from RefSeq and is a predicted model, not a curated record. The coding region runs from base 1 to 1422 and encodes 473 amino acids. The transcript has 10 exons. Lineage: Eukaryota; Metazoa; Arthropoda; Insecta; Lepidoptera; Papilionidae.